Uranotaenia lowii is the source of this 1116-nucleotide messenger RNA. RefSeq lists its product as uncharacterized. Gene Ontology annotation, molecular function: nucleic acid binding. Bases 1 to 1116 code for a protein of 371 amino acids. Gene Ontology annotation, biological process: DNA integration. The record is from RefSeq and is a predicted model, not a curated record. The transcript is spliced from 3 exons. NCBI's taxonomy places the organism in Eukaryota, Metazoa, Arthropoda, Insecta, Diptera, Culicidae.
AUGCCGUCAAAUGCUAAACGAGACGCCGUUAUGGAUUUUCGUCGUCCUGAUAAUGAGAAUGUGAUGUCACGCCUUUCUACCACAACACCAACACCUUUUGAUGAAGCAGAAGAGCUUGUCGUUCGGGAAAUUGCUUCUGCCGCAGCCCAAACAAUCGCUAUCACGUGGCAGGAAAUCGUGGCGGCAAGUAAAGAAGAUGAUCUGAUAACACAAGUAAUUGAAGCGUUGAAUACAGAAACUACCGAAACACUGCCAUUGAGUUACAAGAUGAUAUCGACAGAGUUGUGCUGCGUUAAUGAUGUAUUGUUGAGAGGAGAUCGAAUUAUAAUUCCACAAAAACUCCGACAAAGGGUAUUGCAGUUAGCCCACGAAGGUCAUCCGGGCAUGCGGAUGAUGAAAGGUCAUUUACGUGCAAACGUCUGGUGGCCUAAAAUGGAUCACAACAUCGAGCAAUUUGUUAAAACUUGUCAAGGGUGUACUUUAGUUUCCGCACCUAAUCCACCAGAACCAAUGGUUCGCAAGGAAUUACCAUCACGCCCGUGGGAGCAAAUUGCGGUUGAUUUUCUGGGGCCUCUACCAGAGGGAGAAUACCUUUUUGUUUGCGUUGACUUCUACAGUCGAUAUUUAGAAGUAGUGGAAAUGCACGAUAUAACAACAGCAUCUACAAUUGACCAACUACUUAUAAUGUUCUCUCGAUACGGACUGCCGGUAUCUUUGAGGGCAGAUAAUGGGCCCCAAUUCUCAUCGGAAGAGUUCCGCAAUUUUUGCGAGGAGCAAGGAAUUCGUUUGGAAAGCACAAUUCCCUACUGGCCUCAAAUGAAUGGGGAGGUAGAGCGUCAGAACCGUUCCAUCCUUAAGAGAUUGCGUAUCGCACAAGAACUAGGUAAAAACUGGCGUAAGGAGCUUCGCCAAUAUCUGCUCACGUAUCAUUCUGCAAUACAUCCAACGACUGGAAGGUCUCCGUCGGAACUGAUGUUUGGACGACGCACACCACUUCUGUCGAGAUCUUCCGUUGAGGAUCCAGGGUUUGCCGUCUUCUUCGAUGGAGGAACCGUCUUUUUGGAUGGGGGAACCGUCUUCUUGGAUGAAGUUACCGUCUUCUUAGAUGGUGGGUGA